Messenger RNA from Parasteatoda tepidariorum (common house spider), 5482 nucleotides. NCBI's taxonomy places the organism in Eukaryota, Metazoa, Arthropoda, Arachnida, Araneae, Theridiidae. The record is from RefSeq and is a predicted model, not a curated record.
UAGCUAACUUCUUUCAAGCUUGAAAUUAUAUGUUAAUAUCGUAUCAAUAGUACUCAAGUCAGCUCAGCUUCGAAUAUGGAUCAAAAAUUUCGAUCCUGUCUUGCAAUCAUUUCCGAGAAAACUAAAAACAUUUUUAUAAUUUUCUAAAUUCUCAGUAGCGACUGACAGCUAGUAUUUGAUCCAGAUGAUGAGCAGUAAUAUUGAUUCUGAUGUAUUGUAUAUUCAGUGAGAAAGCUGUUUCGAGAUUUUGUACUAUGAUUUGUUCAAAUUUAUCAUUUGCGAAAUUAGUUUCGUAUUUUUUAUAAAAUAUAUUUAUGGUUGUGUUUUCUUCGUAAAACAUUCCUACUUGAUUACAAUCCGAAUCCGACUUAACGAUGGGAUUUUCAACAGAUCUUCAAGACGUUUUUUCACAUGAAGCUUUAGUAGGAUUACAAGAUGCUGAAUUAAAACUCUUAGAUAAUAUGAAAAAAUGUGUGUUGCUUCGUGCUAAAUGUGACCGUGAUUAUGCUGCAGCUUUAUCUUUAGUUAGUGCUCAGGCUUUAAAGAUGGACCACUCUAAAGAAUUAGAAGGCAGCUUUAUUGCUAGCGCCUGGUAUGCUAUAUCUGAAGAAAUGGAAACAACUAGCAAAAUAAUCCGAAGAAAUGCUGAUAGCUUGACUUCUGCUACAGUUGAAUCUAUUAACAGUUUAAUAUCAGAAAAACGAGCCCUCAAAAAAAUUUAUGUAGAGGAGCAUGAUACUUUGCAUAAAGAGUUAGCUAGAUUGCAAAAUGCUGUAGAUUCCAUGAAAACUGAAUAUGAGAAAUUGUUGGAAAUGUGGAAAGAGGCUAAAGCAAAAUAUGAAGAACAUUACAUAAAAGGUAAAGGAGCAAAAAAAGUGGAAGAGGCAAAAGAGCGUUAUCAGAAAGUUGCGAAAAAACUUCAUGUCUUGCACAAUGAUUUGGUUCUUACUCUUUGUGAAGCAUCAGAAUAUGAAAGACAUUUUCGGACAACUUUGUUGCCUGGACUUUUGUAUUAUCAACAGAUUGUAAUGGAAGAUUCAGCUGAAACAUGGAAAUCCAUUUUGCAGGAGUUUUUUGAAAUCAUCAAUCCUAUCUCUGAACAAAUGCAGGCAGUUCAUUCUCGAAUGAGCAAAAGCAUUGAAGUGAUUGAUAGUAUUGAUGAAUAUAAUGACUUCAUUCGCAAAAAUCGGUCUGAUCCUCUUCCAUCAAUAGAGUUCAGGUAUGAUGCUUCCCUUUUAAGAGAGAUUACAGGACCAUUAAGACCUAAUGAAUUGAUUGCUGAUGAUUAUACUAUAGAGUGCCUUCGUGACAAAAAGUGUGAUCUGGAAUCAAAGCUUGGAAAAUGUGAAAGAGAGCUACUAAGAAAACAGGAGGAUUUACAAAAGUAUGAAGAUGAAAUAAAACUGAGUCAAUUUGAGGAACGCGAUUGCACAAAACUUAGAGUUAAAAAACGUGCAGUUGACAUUUUAGUGAAGGACCUCAGUCAUCUGCAAUGCAUUGAACACAUUUUAAAUGUACAACUUCAUCUCAUCAAUUUUUCACUUUCGUGUAUAGAGAAUGACAUACCAUUUCAAGGCAUGGAACUAGAUGAGUCAAAAGCUACCUCUAAAAAUGUUCCAAGUGAACAGAAAGAAGAAUCUACUAUUACAUUGGGAAGGAAAUCUAAAUUAAUAAUGGAUAAACUGAAACAGCCUUUCUUUACUCUUAAACAGAAGCAUGUUACUCCAUGCCCACCUUCACCACCAAAUAAAGACUUUUUAGAUAAUGUUGUUGAAAAUGAAAGAAAUCCUUUUAAAAGAGAAAUAAAAGACACAAGCUAUCAAACUGAGGACUGGUUUCAUGGUGUUUUGCCUAGGGAAGAAGUUGUUAGACUCCUUGUUAACGAUGGGGAUUUCCUUGUCCGUGAAACCAUUCGGAAUGAUUCAAAACAGCUGGUUUUAUCAGUGUGUUCUCAAGGAUACAAACAUUUCAUUGUUCACAUGACUAGUGACAGAAAAUAUCGAUUUGAGGGACCAAGUUUCAAUACCAUUCAGGAGCUUAUCAUGCAUCAAUUUCAAUCUGGUCAACCUGUUACUAUGAAAUCUGGAGCAAUACUGAGACGACCCAUUCCACGUGAAAGGUGGGAGCUUAAUAAUGAUGAUGUGGAUCUCAUUGAAAAGAUUGGAUCUGGUAAUUUUGGAGACGUUUACAAAGCUCAGUUAGCUGAUUAUCCUGAGGAAGUGGCUGUCAAGACUUGUCAUGUAAAUCUUCCUGAUGUACAAAAGAGAAAGUUUUUACAAGAGGGCCGCAUAUUAAUGGACUAUGAUCAUCCAAAUAUUGUUAAAUUUAUAGGAAUUUGUGUUCAAAAGCUGCCAUAUAUGAUAGUAAUGGAACUCGUACCAGGUGGCUCUUUACUAAACUACUUACAGCGACAUAAUGAAAGCUUAUCUCAGAAUCAACUACUUUCUUUUUGCAUUGAUGCAGCUGCAGGCAUGGAGUAUCUUGAAAGUAGGAGUUGCAUUCAUAGAGAUCUGGCUGCAAGAAACUGCUUGGUUGGGACAAAUAAUGUAGUGAAAAUAUCAGACUUUGGGAUGUCACGUGAAACAAUAGAGUAUGUUGUGACUGAUGGCAUGAAACAGAUACCCAUUAAAUGGACUGCACCAGAAGCUUUGAAUUAUGGCAUUUAUACAACUAUGUGUGAUGUUUGGAGUUAUGGCAUUCUGAUGUGGGAAAUCUUUUCUUUGGGAAGUGUUCCUUAUCUUGGCCUUUCCAAUAACAAAGCUGCAGAAUUAGUGGAAAAUGGUUAUCGUUUGCAUGCUCCUGACAACACCCCACCUACAGUAUAUGAGCUUAUGUGCAAAUGUUGGGAAUACGAACCUCAAAAACGACCUCAUUUUUUAGAAAUACACUCUUCUCUUCGGGCAUUUGCCAAUGCUGUUGCAUUAAUGGAGGACUCUUCAGAUUCAUAAGUAUAUACUUAAACAGUACAAAACAUCUUCGCUUCAGCUGCUGACGAAUUGGGUUUGGAAAAAUAUAAUCUAUAUACAAUUUAACUUACAAAUAAAUUACUGUAUUGCAUGUAAUUUUUAUUAACACAUGUGUCUUGAUGGUGCCUUUGACUGUGAUAAGUAUAAAUAAUACUCGCAUUUUGUAAUUCGAAGUUGCCAAAGAAGAAAUAUUUUGCAUGUGCAUCAAGCAUUAAUUUUUAAAAUUGUAGAGUUAUAUAAAAAAUUUUAGUGGCAGUAUGAUUUUACAUAAGAAUUAAUAGAUUUAUUAAAUUUGAUUUGAUAUAAUUUGCAGGCUUGGUCGUUUGAUUGUUUUUGUGAGUUUAAAAUUUGAAAGCUGCUCAUAAUAUGUUUAGAUAAAGACUCACUUUUUUGUUGUGCGGAUGCGUGUUUGGUUGGAUAGAUAUAUUUUUAAUGUUUAUAAUUAGUGAUACUUUUGUUUCAAUAGAGUGAAAUUUUUAUCAUAAUAUUUACUAUACAUUCCAUGAUUUAAUUAAUUGAUUUUAGAAAUUUAAUUUAUUUUAAUCAUAAUUUCAUCCCAAGUGAUUUUUACAUUUUUCAUUGCUUAUAUGUUUUUAUUUUUUAAUGCUAGAACCAUAAUGUUCUUGAUUUUGGAACAAUGGCAUGACGAUAUUGUAUAAGCUAGUGUGCACCUAGUUCUUUGAGGUUAGAUUUUUAAAUUGUGCUUUUUUAGAUAAAUAUAGAAUUUCAGCUUUCUAUUUCUAUAAAUUUUUCUAUCAAUGCUCUAUUUAAAAUAUUGCAUUAUAUCCUAAUCUGUUUGUUUGUAGCAACUCUAUUAAAAUAUAAAAAAGAAAACAAAGUUCGUGCAGAAUCGGGUGGUGAUAAAAUUUGUUUUGAUGAAAAUGAUACAUUAUUUUUUUUUUUUAUUUCAAUCAAAAUGUAAAGUUAAUCUAAAUGAAAUGCUUUCUAAAAAGAUUUAAGUUGUUAUUUUUUAUUUUAGAAAUUAAAAUAAAAAAUUUGGCGAUUUCUUAAUGCUAAUUUUUGAUGACUUUGAAAAAUAUUGCUUUUUGUGUCCGACAAUUUUCUGUGGGUUUUCACGCCAAGUCUGUCUAAUAAUUCUCUCUUGCUAUCCUAAGCCUCUGGGAUGGUCUUAAUUUCAGCAAAGGUGAUCAACAUUUAAAUAGACCUUUGUCUGUAAACAACUGAUUAUUUAGUGCUUAUUCGGUUAAAUUUAAAAUUGAUGAUGUAGUUACAUUAAAAUAGUUCCUCAAAUAAGUGAGUUAAUCCCGAGACAAAAUAUUUUUAAUAAAAUAAAAGUAAUAGAAAAGAGUUAUGAAUGUUUUUUCCCCUUAACUCUAAUUUAUAUUCUACCAAAAUAAACAUUUUUUUUGAUAUUUUUAUAAUAAUUAUUUACAAAUAAAAAUAUUUAAUUCAAUCAAGAUGAAUAAAUUGCAUUUUUCAAUUAAAACUAAUUUUGACUUUGUUAUGUAUCUUUUAAAAUAUCAUAGCUAAUAUUUUAAACUAAAAAAAUAAUCAAAAUCAUAGCCUUUUCUAUUUUGUCAGAUUUUAUGAAACUAAUCUAUAUAUUUUUGCAUUUUAAUAAUGUAACUUAACUUUUCAAAAUGUUAUUAAAAAAUAAGUGGAAGAGCUUAUUUUAAAAAAGAAAUAAAAGAAUGUAAGAGAACUUAUUGAAUGAAAAUAAAUAAUCACAUAAAAUUUUUGUUUCAAGCUACGAAAAAAAUUUUCAGAGUUAGCUAUUGAUACUUCUAAUUUUUUUAAUUUUAAAUGUUUUUUUUUUUACCAAAGGUGUCUUUAACAUAAUUUUUAUUCUUUCUUUGUUAUUUGCGGUAAGAAAAUAUUAUUUCUCUAUCUAAAUUGUCAUUUCCUGUACCUGUUAUAAUUAUUUGUAAUUUUUUUCCCUGUAUAUUUUUAUUUACACAUUCCAAUUUUUCUUAUUCUCUACUAAAGAUAGCAAUAAUUUUUUUUUCUGUAAUUGUUGCUAUUAAUUGAUUUUUCAACAAAUUUUAGAUAUUUUAAAAUUUAAUCAUUAAUCAAGCACGAUCUGUGUUUAUUUUUAAAUAAUUUUUGAUUGAUAUGCAUUGUUGUUAUGAAUACAUGCCUGUAAAAUAAUUAUUUUCAAUAUGUGAAAGAAAAAUAAUCUGAUAAUCAAAAAUUCACAAAAUCUGAACAUGAAAAUCUUCUUUUCCUGAUUUUUAUUUUUAUUUAUUAUCCUUCACUUCUUCAACCUACCUCACCCAAAGUGCACUGUCAACACUUAUUAGUUGCUGCCAAUAUAAAUACAUAAAACAUUUUAUGAAUUAAUAUUUUUAAAAAAAGAAUUUUGAACUUAUAAUAAGAGGCUUACUGUUUCAGAUAACCAUACUUAUAUUGACACAUAAUUUUGUGGCCAUUUGAAAUUAUUAAUCUCAAGGUUAUUACAAAGCUAUUACAAGGUAUUAAUCUCAAGGUUAAAAGUUUUAGUUAGGUUUUAUUUUUUAUUCUAGUUGCAUAUAUAUUUAGGUAGAGAGGUGAGGAAU